CAGCACAAGACAACUCUAAUAACUACGACUAGUUGUGGGUGGCCCUACUUUCUUCUAGUAUUGGUCUCCUCCGCAUCCUAUAAUGCCCAGAGAAGGAGAGAUAUCCGCCUAACUUGGGGGGUCGAUAGCUCUCUAAACCCGAGAUGGAAAACAGUUUUUCUUGUUGCUCAAACGCGAAACCGAACGGAGUCGGAAGCACUGUUGAGAGAAGGCGAAACCUUCGGAGACCUCAUACGCGCGGACUACUAUGAAAGUUACUGGAAUCAGACCCUGAAGAUACAAAUGGCGUUUGAGUGGGCUUCCUUGUACUGUAAUUUUUCGUUUCUUUUAAAAAUGGACGACGAUACAUUUGUUGACGUUAAAAGUUUGAUUUCACUUCUUGCCAAGCCUACAAUACUUAAAACAAAGUUAUACAUGGGUCAAUGCGAUGAGAGGAACUACGUUAAGAGAGAAGGAAAAUGGAAAGUUUCGUUUGAAGAAUAUAAUCAAACAUUCUAUCCAGACUUCUGUGCUGGAUACGGAUUUGUCUUGUCUUCUGAUGUGGUUUAUUUGUUCGUGGAGUUAUUUGACGUUGUUCCUUGGUUUAAAAUCGACGAUGUUUACAUUGGUAUGCUUGCAGAAAAAGCUGGAGUGAAACCGAAAUACAUGAACAAAUUUCGUAGGAAGGAACCACCAAUUAACACAACCUGUGUCAACCUGAAGAAACCCGGUGAUGUCUUAGUAUGGCAUGGAGUAACAGGAAAAUGUCUGUUUGACAUAUUUCAAGCUACACUGGAUUUUUAA
Molecule: messenger RNA, 783 nt
Organism: Porites evermanni
Lineage: Eukaryota; Metazoa; Cnidaria; Anthozoa; Scleractinia; Poritidae
Source: the annotation of a GenBank genome assembly